This is a messenger RNA of Chrysoperla carnea, 471 nucleotides long. RefSeq lists its product as uncharacterized. The transcript has 2 exons. The record is from RefSeq and is a predicted model, not a curated record. Bases 35 to 421 code for a protein of 128 amino acids. NCBI's taxonomy places the organism in Eukaryota, Metazoa, Arthropoda, Insecta, Neuroptera, Chrysopidae.
UUAUUAAUUUUUAUAAACUAUUUUUUUUAUAAAAAUGUCUGUAAUUGGACUUAAAUUUUGGAAACAUAGGGAUUCAAUUACUGAAGAAGAGAAUAUAGAAAAUGGAAAAAUGACUAAUAAACUUUCGGCAAAACAUGGGGGUGCCGGUGAUGCACCAUUAACUUCUUAUCGACAAAGAAAUAGAACAAAUUCAACUCGAGCAGGAUCCAGAUCAGCACCUCCAACAUCAAAUUUGUCUGGCACGAAUAUAAAUAGAAUUUAUUUGAAUUCACCAGAAAUUGAAUCACCAGUUUAUAAAUCAACAACAAUUCCACUCGAUGAUAGUGAGCAACAGCGUCAAAGAUUUUCGUUUUUAAAAUGGUUUGCUUGCUUCAGUUGUUCAUCCACCAGGAAACAAGAUGACGAGAACGAAAGUCCUUGAAGUGUGUACAUUUUAAAUAUUGUAUUCUAUUUUCUUUUUAAUAAAAUACA